AUUCAUAAUUAAAACCCCAAACUGUACCCGCCAUCCUCCUAAAACCCUAGCGCAUUCGUCCCCCAAGCACGACAGCCAUGGCAACCACCGCCGCCGCCGCCGCCGCCGCCGCCGCCACCCCGCUCGACGAAGCCAAGGCCAGGAACGUUCUCCGCCAGGUUGAGUUCUAUUUCAGCGACAGCAACCUCCCCCGCGACGGGUUCCUGCGGAGGACCGUCGAGGAAAGCGAGGAUGGCUUGGUGAGCUUGGCUCUCAUAUGCUCCUUCUCGCGGAUGAGGUCGCACCUAGGGCUCGAAGGGGAGGUGAAGCCGGAUACUGUGCCAGAGGAGACGGUGCUCGCGGUUGCAGAAGUGCUGCGCCGUUCCUCCUCCCUCCGUAUCUCUGAGGACGGGAAGAAAGUUGGUAGAGCUAAGGAGUUGCUGGAGCCAGAUGAGGUUAUAGAGCAAGUGGACUCUAGGACAAUUGCUGCAUCACCUCUUCCUUACAAUGUAAAACUGGAAGAUGUUGAAUCGUUUUUUGCUCAGUGUGGCAAGGUAAAUAGUGUGAGGCUACCUCGACAUGUUUCUGACAAAAGACACUUCUGUGGAACUGCUUUAGUUGAAUUUUCUGAAGAAGAUGAAGCCAAAGGUGUUUAUGAGAAAACACUUGUUUUUGCAGGGGCAGAUCUGGAAAUAAGACCAAAGAAAGAAUUCGAUGCUGAAAGAGAGGUGAAGAAAGAAGCAUAUGAAAAGGCACAAGCUAAUAAGAAUAGUGGUGAAGGUUAUCCAAAAGGUUUGAUUCUGGCCUUCAAGCUGAAGAAAAUUCCAGCUAAUGGUGGUGCAGAACAAAAUGGUGGGGACAAAGUAGAUGACGCUGAAGGUGCUGAGAAGGAUGGAUCUGCCAAUACUGCAGAGAAAUCAAGUAUAGGGCAUGAAGACAAGGCUCCUGAGGAUAAAGGCGUUGCGAGUAAAGAACAGUCAGAUGGUGUUGAGGAGACGGAAGGGGUAGCGGCUGGGGAAACUGCACAAUCUGUUGACAAGGAUGAUAAAAACCCUUCAAACAAUGAUGAAGACAAAAUCUCAAGGGAGGAUAUAAAAGAAGAAUUCACAAAAUUUGGCACAGUGCGGUAUGUGGACUUCAGUAAAGGGGAUGAUUCUGGAUUUAUUCGGUUUGAAGAUCCCACAGCAGCUGAAAAGGCACGUGCAUUUGCAGCCAUUGCAGAUGAAGGUGGUUUGAUUAUGAAGGGCCACAUUGUUAGUCUGGAGCCUGUUUCUGAUAGUUAUGUUGGGGAUUGGACCUUCGGGAAAGGGCCCGGAGGUUAAUCCUAGACUCGAAAACAUCUCCUAACCUGUCUGCAGGGCCCCGGUAUUGGGGAGCAAGAGUGCCCGAAGGAUAAUUGGCGCCUCCCAAGAUCCGCGAUGAAUGAAGGAGCUCACCUUCGGGUGGCCGAAGGUGACGAAUGGUCACUCGAAAGCACAAGUUUGAUGGCCAAGACCUGCGAUGAAUGAAGGAGCUCACCUUCGGGUGGCUGAAGGUGACGAAUGGUCACUCGGAAGCACAAGCUUGAUGGCCAAGACCUGCGAUGAAUGAACGAGCUCACCUUCGAAUGGCCGAAGGUGGCGACUGGUCACGUGGAAGCACAAGCUCGAGGACCAAGACCUGCGAAGGAUCCAAACACCCGAAGGAUAUUGGGGACAGAGCGCAACCCGAACGAAGGACAUCAGGGCCUUCGUCGGUAGUGGGCAUGCGUGUAAAACGUGAAUACGUGAGAAGGUCGGAUUUGUGCACCUCUCACCUUAUAAUUUUACCCUGAAACCGUUUGUAUGUGAGCUGUAAAUGAGUUGGAAGGGGGCAAUUUAGGAAAGUCUAGCCGAGGGCUAGGGGUAUAAAUAGCCCCCUCUCUCCACAGUGUACGCCUGUACAGUUUUGAAUUUUCUGGUUAUUACCGGAGAAUUAAGUGUCUAUUUUUAUUGCCA
Messenger RNA from Panicum virgatum (switchgrass), 1955 nucleotides. Its product is annotated as la protein 1-like. Gene Ontology annotation, cellular component: nucleus. The coding region runs from base 78 to 1301 and encodes 407 amino acids. The transcript is spliced from 9 exons. Gene Ontology annotation, biological process: RNA processing. The record is from RefSeq and is a predicted model, not a curated record. NCBI's taxonomy places the organism in Eukaryota, Viridiplantae, Streptophyta, Magnoliopsida, Poales, Poaceae. Gene Ontology annotation, molecular function: mRNA binding.